This is a messenger RNA of Echinostoma caproni, 1464 nucleotides long. NCBI's taxonomy places the organism in Eukaryota, Metazoa, Platyhelminthes, Trematoda, Plagiorchiida, Echinostomatidae. The record is from the annotation of a GenBank genome assembly.
CGUUCUGGUAAUUGUCUGGCCACAUUGAACUGGAAAGUCGAACCACAGAGCAGCAGUGCCGACCAAACCACGGACGAAACGACAUCUGUGGCAAACAAAUCCCUUCCUUCCAAGGCAUCCGCAUUUGUUUUGGCUCCUGGUGAUCGACACGUGAUAAUCGGCUUUGAGUCCGGCCACUUGGUCCUGUUCGACGUAAGUUCGAAAACCAUUCGACAAUCCAUCAACAAUGCGCACGAAGGAGCUGUUCGGGGUUUGGCGUUAACCGGUGACAAGAAAGGAUUCGUAUCUGGUGGUUCGGAUAAGCAGGUUGCGUUUUACAAUUUCGACCUAAGCGUUCCGGAGUUUGGACCACCUACUCUCUGUCUGAACGAAUCGCGUUCGAAGGAGACUGCGGCGGAUCAGAUCACUUGUCUGUCAGUUUCUCCCAAUAAUCGGCUGCUUGUGCUCGGUCUGGUCAAUUUUCAUGUUGACGUCUAUUUUGCCGAUUCCUUCAAGGGUCAUGAUGGUUCAAUCACGGGUAUCUCUGCCGUCGCGACGAAUGCUGCGUUUCUGGCACGUUCGUCUGCGCACCAAACAGCCAACAAUGCCACAAAGCGUGGAAAGAAAGGCAAAUCCCAAGCUAUGGAGCUGGACGAAGACGAUCUUGAUGAUGAGUUUGAAGAUUUGUGUGGCGGUGUUAUUGCAUCUUGUGGUCGAGAUUUCAGUGUGCGCAUUUGGACUGAAUCCGAAGAGUUAUUGAUUCUGGAGGAGCAGGAGCAGUUGGCUCGUGAGGCUGCCGAAGACGAGGAACUAGUGCGUUCCGAGGCCGUCAUUCCCGGUGCUGUCCCAACAGAAGCUAGUGAAACUGGGCUUCUGGGUCGUCCAACUCCGAAUACACGAGAUGCGGCUGAUAUGCUGAUGGAAGCUAUGGAUAUCUAUGAUCAAGAAAUAAUUAAACAACAACAAGCGGCUCGGGGCAAGCAAGUCGCACCACCACAUCCUCUCAUGUUGGCUCGGGGCACAGACUCGCCGGAACGCUUUCUCUUAUCCAGCCUAGCCGCACUUCGUGCUCCAUCCACCAGACUAGGUGGCGGUGGGGCUGGACUGGAACACGCUCUGGGUGCAAUUACCACGGAGCAUGCCAAGCGUUUGUUGCCGCGACUUGCUGACUGGUUGUCCAAAGGAUGGGAAGUGGAAUUGGUCGGCCGGGCUAUACGACAUUUGGUGACCUUGCAUUUUGGUUUGAUUGUGACCUGCUCGGAAAUGCGUGAGGUGCUUCAUCAGUCACGUGAAGCGCGAUUGAAUACGAUGGGCCAGGUGAAGUCCUUAAUCGGCACUAAUCUGGCCGGCUUGAACUAUUUGAAGAAGAAAAUUGAGGAUAACAACCAGGCCACUCUGUUUGAGGAGUUACUCGGUGAACGAGAUCGACGGAUUCGGAAACAAAAGGCUAAGCGGAACAAACUGGCUCUUCUAAUUCCUGGUUAA